AUGGCUGACAGGCACAAGCAGCUCCGCAGGGAGCUCGACAAGCUCAAGGAGGAACUGGGCCCCUACUUUCAGCAGACGCCGCCGCGCAGAGGAGGCCUUGACAGCGGUAGCGGCAGCAGCAACCCCCCCACGCCAAGCGCCCGCCACGACCAGGCCAUGUCUCAGCGCAACCGCAGCGGCCGCGGCUCCAACCGCAACAACGGCAACAAUUCGCACGGCGAGGAGGCCCAGAUCUGGGACGCCUGCAAGUUGCAGAUGGCCGAGAUUGUCGCCGGCAUCAACGCCGAAAACGACAGCCUCGCCGAGCUCGUCGACCUCGACAAGCGCGUCGGCGUCACGGACCCGGACAAGGUCCCCGCCGACUCCCUCAAGCAGAUGGAGCAGCUGUGCCGCAAAGGCGUCAAGUUCUCCGAGGCCAACAUGAGCAGCCUCAAGGCCGUCACGGAGCAGCUGAAGAUUCUGCGCGCCGUCGUCGUGGCCAAGGAGCAGGCCGAGGCGUCGGCCGCGACGUCGAUGGGGCCCAGCAAGAGGGCCGCCGCCCGCGACAGCGCCGCCGCGGCCACGGCGGCGACCGCAUCGCUCUAUGACUUUGAUGGCGGCGGCGACUCGCCCGUGCCGAGCCCCAUGGGUGGCGGCGGCUCGUCGGCGUCGACGCGCAAGCACGGCGACCGGUCGAGCAACCGCGAUCGCGACAGCAUGCCGCCCAAGGCAGACAGCGUGGAGCCGCAGGGGCCCGGGGGCAGCGGCGGCAACAACAACAACCGGUCGCGGGUGGUCUUCUCCAAGGGUGACGCGGUGGCGUUCAAGCCUAAGGCGGCGAGUGGCGAGUCGUCGUCAGACUGGAUCUUGGGUGAGGUGGCGCAGGUGCUAGGCGAGGGCAAGAGCCGGCGGUACCGGGUGCUGGACAUUGAGCCUGACGACCAGAGCAAGCAAAAGGAGUAUCGCUCGAGCGCCAGCAACAUGAUUGCGAUUACGGCCGAGAGUCAGGCGGCGACGCUGCGCGACUGGGAGGCGGGCAAGGUGGUGCUUGCGCUGUACCCCAACACGACGACGUUUUACAAGGCCGAGGUGCACAGCAUGGACGGCGACGGGCGCGUCAACCUCAAAUUUGAGGGCGAAAACGACUCUACGACGCUGCAGCAGGUGGAACGGCGGUUUGUCAUUGAAUACCGGGCGUGA
Molecule: messenger RNA, 1179 nt
Organism: Hirsutella rhossiliensis
Lineage: Eukaryota; Fungi; Ascomycota; Sordariomycetes; Hypocreales; Ophiocordycipitaceae
Product: SGF29 tudor-like domain-containing protein
Exons: 1
Coding region: 1-1179 (392 amino acids)
Cellular component (GO): SAGA complex
Source: RefSeq, a predicted model, not a curated record